Messenger RNA from Owenia fusiformis, 2250 nucleotides. Lineage: Eukaryota; Metazoa; Annelida; Polychaeta; Sabellida; Oweniidae. The record is from the annotation of a GenBank genome assembly.
AUGAGUCUUUUUGAUCAGAUUAAGCUUCUACACGAAUCAGAGCUUUACGAUGAUGUCAAAUUGGUGGGGAAUAUUGUUCUUACAAUAUGUGAGCAUAAUCCAGAGUUCAUGUCGAUGCCUAUGAGGUUCCAACUGAUGGUGUACUAUGGAAAUUCUCUCUACCACACAGAGGAAUUUAAAAAAGCAGAGAAUGUGUAUCGCAAGGCACUUCAAACUAAAAAAGUGUUGAACAAAACAAAGUCAACAAAAUGUACAGACCUGCCCUCUGAAGUUGAUGUGAAGUACAAGAUACACCAAUGUCUGUAUAAUCUCAAACAAUACAAAGAAGCUAUCAACAUGUUGGAGGGUAUAAGCAGUAAACAGAGGAGUGCAAGAAUCAACACAGCAUUAGCCAAGCUGUAUCAUAGAAUGGGAAUGGACAGGUCGGCAGUCACAGGAUAUAAAGAGGUUUUAAAAGAAUGUCCCCUAGCUCUUCAAGCAGCAAUUGGUCUCAUGAGUCUUGGAGUGAAAGGUUCAGAAGUUGCCACACUUGUUCUCAAUGCUGUACCUAACAUGGGACAUACAGAUUGGCUGCCUAGUUGGAUCAAGGGUCAUGCAUUUGCAGCAAGCAAGGAUUACAGCAGCGCAAUAUCAUCAUUCAAAAUGUUAGACUCUAAGGCACAGUUACGUGACAGCACUGAUGUACUUUGUAACCUUGGUGAGGCACAUUUCCUGAGUGGAGACUACACAAAUGCCGGCCUUGUCUUACGAAGAGCACAUAGCCUAGACCCUCUCCUGCUAUACAAGAUGGAUCUCUUAGCCUAUCUGCUCUAUAAAGAAAAGAAAACAAAAGAAUUAGAAAGUCUGUCUAGUACACUGAUGCACACAACAGAAUUUGCUCCAGAACCUUGGGUUGCUAUGGGAUACUAUUGCCUAGCAACUAAAAAGGGAACAAGAGCUGUAUACUUUGCCCAGAAGGGCUACAUGAUAGACAAUAAGAACAUAGAGGCAUUACUGCUAAAGGGAAUUGCUCUGUUUGAUAUGAAGAAACUACAGGAGGCCACAGUUCACUUCAGAGAGGCACUCAGGAUUGCUCCUUAUAGAUACGAGGCACAUAAAGGGCUGGUCCAUUGUUAUUUGGCUACAGGUCAUAGGACAAGGGAAGCCAUUUCACUUGCAGGACAAGCUGUUAAAUCUCUGGGCAACAAUGCCAGAUCCCUUACAUUGUAUGCCUCAGUGCUUGCUAAGGAGACUCUAUCUAUUGAGAAGGCUAAGUCUUACCUUGAGAAAGCUAUGAAGCUAGAUAGUACAUACUUAGAAGCAGUAUUCACUAUGGUAGAGAUCCAUCAGAAACAACAGCAAUGGGACAAAGGCAUUGAGUUGUUACGCAAGACAUUACGUACAGAGAGCAACUGUAAACUACACACUCUGCUAGGAGAGUUUCUCCAGCAGACCAAUGAGGUGCAAGAAGCCCUGGAUCAGUUCAGCAUUGCUCUCAGUAUUGACCCAAGCAAUACUGCUGCACGUGAAGGACUUGAACGUGUGGAGAAGCAAAGUGAAAUGGGAAUGGAAAGUUCAUUUGAUGUUGAUGUGGAAGACAUGGAAAAUACAAGUGAUAAUGAUGCUGAUCUAGAGGGCAGUGAUAUGGAGGAUGCCUGGUCAGAUACUGAUCUCACAUAGCCGUUACUCAAGAGAGAACCACUCAAUUAAAUGCUUAUUAUAGGAACACUGGACUGUAAAUAUGUGUAUGUCAUCACAAGAAAUCCAUAAAGACAGACAUUUAACAAUAUUGGUGUUGUAGAUUAUUGGUCUGAUCCAAUUUUUGCAUAGACUCGAGACCAUUCUUUGAUUGGUUGUUAAAAUAAUCAUAGGGAGCCCAUUUUAUAGUUGACAGGAUUAUACGUACAUCACUUAUUUGAUCACGAAACAAAAUAUAAUUGGAUCUUGCAGUGGGAAGUUCUCUAUUAUGAUCUGUAAUCUGUUAUGUUUGUUAGACUUAUUUUAUGUCAAAUAGCUGUUUCAUUAUAGAAGUUGCAUAAAGUGAAACAGAAGAGAAAGGUGGAUUAGUUUAUUAGGGCUCCCUUAAAAAAACAAUCAGAUUUUGACUUAGACAGCAAGCCCCUGAAUUCAACAAGAUGAUGUCUUAUCAAAUGGUGAAUUUAUAAAAGAAAAUAGACAUUGCUGAUUAGAAUACAAUAAAUAUGAACAUUGGCGCUAUCUAACUAUAAAUAUGGAUAAAUGAGGACGAAAAUUUGAAAUCUCAUUGAAAAU